This is a messenger RNA of Vairimorpha ceranae, 462 nucleotides long. Its product is annotated as meiotic expression up-regulated protein 26. The record is from RefSeq and is a predicted model, not a curated record. NCBI's taxonomy places the organism in Eukaryota, Fungi, Microsporidia, Nosematidae. The coding region runs from base 1 to 462 and encodes 153 amino acids. The transcript has a single exon.
AUGAAAAAUCCUGUACUAAAUCUAGAAUCUUUUUUAAAUAAUAAUGAUUCUUUGUUAAUAUUUGAUUCUGAUGAGUUAACUCUUGUCGAUCACCCUUUUCAUUUUGAUGAAUAUAAAAUUACUUCUGAAAUUGUACAAACAAAAAGUAUUGAAAAAGCUGAUUCUUAUAAACCACACAAGACCAGAGGCAUAAAAGAAAAUAAAGAAGGGUAUUGUUUGCCAUGCGAUAAAUGGUUUAAGUUAAAGAACAGUAGUUAUUGGUACCAUAUGAACUUUAAGCAUGGCAUAAAUUCAAAAGGUAUAAAAUAUCCUGAACCAGAAAUAAGAAGAAAUAAUGGUAAAUUAGAAGGGUUCUGUGAGGCUUGUGAUGGUUGGAUUACAGUGGGAUAUAAAUUUGGAGAUAAAAAUUAUAAAUUUGGGUGGUAUAGACAUUGCCAAAAAGAACAUAGAUUUGUACAAUAA